Messenger RNA from Eriocheir sinensis (Chinese mitten crab), 3888 nucleotides. RefSeq lists its product as uncharacterized. The coding region runs from base 2009 to 3070 and encodes 353 amino acids. The transcript has 2 exons. NCBI's taxonomy places the organism in Eukaryota, Metazoa, Arthropoda, Malacostraca, Decapoda, Varunidae. The record is from RefSeq and is a predicted model, not a curated record.
AAACAUGUAAAUAUUAAUCCUAAAUAUCUAUCCGUUUCCACUUCUUCUCCUUCUAUCUGUAUAAAUCCUUUUGUGACUAGGCAACCUCAUGAACGAAAGAUGACGCACAUAGCUUGUGCGGCUGCCGAGGGCAGUCAUCAUUUCGUCUAGAUAGAGUUCACAUCACCGCUCCGUGUAAGACACACAACCAGUAAAAAGACAAGUUAAGCAAGGACUUUAACUCCAAACCUGCUAAACUUAUAUUGGUGGCAGCGGUUACAAAGCGAUUACAAAGCGAUUACUAAGCGAUUACAAAGGAUUUAUCAUCAAAUAAUACUGGCCUACACAAAGUGCCUCAAAAUACGUGGUGACUCCAUACCAGUGAACCAGUGUGAACUCCAGCACAAUCGCAAAAUCCGGCACACCCUCUCUACAAUUACGGGAUUACUACACUCCCUAUGAGACGACUACAAGCCCCAUCGCUCGUACUUGCACCUACAAAAGAGGUCAUCACCUACGUUGUAUCACCAAACCAACAAUCUUUGCCACCACUCAGCAAACGUCCGUGACCAGUCUACCCAAAAAUCCCACCUCAAUUAACGGGAUUAACCCCUGCCGCGCUCCCCCAACCCUGUAUCUUCACAGUCACAAGAGGAGGAAGAGGAAGCCAUAUUAGUAGUGAAGAGGUAGUAGCCGCGGCCAGGCAGCUCAAUUCAACGCGUCAGCGGUCAGCGUCAGCGUGCCGUCAAUCACGGCAUCGGCAACACCCACCCCCGGCUAGUGGAACACGCCGCACAAUUUUGGUUUGUCACCUGAACUAUCACUCAAGUAAGACGAAACGUUGUUCCAUAAUUUAGUACAUGUACUGUCGAAACCCCCCACUUCAAAUAACAUUCUCACCCUCGUCUCCCAUUCUCCACUAAUUUCCCCAAAUAUAAUCGCCAUUUCAUUUGUUCUUAAUCCCUUACACGGAUUACAUUUAAAUUCCUAUCCCUACUCUCUUGUAAUCCAUACCGUUCGCCUUCAGCGCUCCUCCCCUCCCCGUUCACCAGCCCUACCCCUCUUUCGCCGGCGGCAGCCACGCCUUGCUGAUCCCAGUGAUAUGUGUCGCCAUCUGCACAUCUGCUGAUCCCAGUCAUUUAUGCCCUUGUACCGACCCACUCUUUCCUCCAGCGACCUCACGACUGCUUCACACCCAAGGUAUCUUACCAUUUCCUUACGGAUUACCUACGAAUCUUCCUAUAAUCUUCCCUUUAAUCUUACUUAAAAUUUCCCUUCCUAUAAUUUUCCUUAUAUACGUCCUAAUAUCUCCCGUACAUUACAGCUUGUGCCGGUGAGCAGAGAGAAUUGCGAUGCUACUCCCUUGCCUAUGUGUCUUGGGAGGUGUUCUCCUGGUCCUCCCCACAAAUGCCACGAAGCAGCCCUCCUAUGAACAACACCUCCGUGUGGGGGCAAUCGUGGAGCCAGACGGCCCCGUGAUGGUGGUGGAGGACGUGGUCGAUGUCCGCAUUACCCUAUGCGAUUUUCGUGAGCUGGAGCGACUCCAUAUACCCCAGUUCCGGCGCCAGAUCCAGCAAGCGGAAGCGGUUCUCCAGCAGACCUCGGACACAGUUCAUAAACUAAACCAUCCACUCACGCUGACAUAUUUCUCUACUCUCAUGCUAUCUUUCCUAAAUAUCCAACAAUCCUUUGAUAGUCUGCUAGAAUGGACCCCUUUUUCAACUUACCUUAAACACCAGUAGCCCACUCCAGUUCCAAGCUUGGUAUCAUCGACAUUGGUGGGAGAUUGUUAAAAGGCCUCAUUGGUACAGCUACGGAAGCCGAUGUUGCUGAGGUUCACGAUCAGUUAGACAAAUGGGGUACUAUUUUGAAUAACCAGGCCAUUGUUCUCAGUUCCCAAAACAAAGCUAUUGAGACGGUUGUUAAGACUCAAAAAGUUAUCAUAGACCGCCUCAACAACUUCACAUCCCUCAUAACCCAGCUUCAGCAGGACCAACACCAGUACUUAUUGGCUCACCAUUUGGCUUUAAUGGCAGCAAACCUCAGAGCUGUCUACCUUGCAAUCACAAAUUUUAAAUUAGCACUGCAGGACACAUUUACACUCCUCAGAGACGUGUUAGAUGGUGUUGUAACCCCUUCCCUUCUCACCCCUCAGGAACUUAUGCAUGUCAUUGAUUGGGCCAGAACAGAAAAAGGCUUAACUCCUGUUUUCAGUGAGACCCAGGUUCAAUAUUAUUACCCCUACAUGGAGGCAACAUUGACUACAGAUGGUAUCUUGGUGCAUAUCCCCUUUAGGUCGCCAGAUAUGUUCACUAUCUAUCACAUUCAUCCAUUCCCUACAGUUGUCAAUUCUUCCAUCUACCAACUAUCUACAUCUCAUGCCACUCUCUUGGUUUCAUCAGAUUUCAUGCACAUUGCUUUUCCAGCUGACUUUCAUGAUUGCCAUAUCACCCGCUUCCAGAUGUACCUUUGCCCUGCUUAUCAGUACGUCUUUUUGCCUACCAGUCAUUAUCCUUGUGAGCUGGGUCUAGUUAGAAACUCCCCAAUUGAAUCUCUGUGUCUUUUCACCCCAGUCGAGGAUACCACCAUCUUCCACCUUCGAGUGAAACCCUGGCGUUACUUCUAUUUCCAUCAUUCAAUUGCUCUUACAGUUACUUGCCCUGGAUCCCGACCUAGCAACACCGCUGUCCACGGCUCCUUUGUCGUCUUGGAGGCCUGCAGUCUCACAUCCCACAACCUAACCACUAAACAAUCUAACCAUCUAUUGCUUAACCAAACCUUUCAUACCUACAACCUCAAACCCUUUCACUUGCCGACACCAACAACUCCCCUACAACUCGAACCCUUACACUCUUUAGGAGACACCUUACCCAAACUCACUGCACCGAACAUCACCCUACAACCCAUUUCCUCUCUCACCAUCUGGCCAGAACUUCGCCCCGACACAGUAUACCCCAUCCUCGCGUCACUGACUACGGUACUGACGCUCACUGUGAUCCUGGCUACCCUCCUCAUCUGUGUCUUCCACCGCCGCUACGCCUUCCUGCGUCGAGCCGUCCUCCAGCGCCCCUUACAGCCCGCAACGGCAUAGGCCAUAUUCCCGUUGUCCAAUAAUAUUUUUUUUUUCAUUGAGCAUAAUUGUAUUCAUAUGCCAUUUAUCUAUACCCAGAGGACAGGAUAAUUUCUUACAAUAACUAACUAACAUGCAAGUCCUCUGUGAUAUGUAUCUGUUUACCAUUUGUAUAUACGCCUAUAUCUCCAUAUACAACCAAUUUUUUUUUGUUUCCAUAUUUUAACUUAACCAUGUAUGUAUUCCCAUACCAUUUAUUCCAUGAUCAUGAUCAUAUUUUCUACUAUAUAUUAUUUCUCAUGUUAUAUUUAGUUAAUAAAUCAUUCUCCCGGGAGUUUAGAUAUUAGAAAACAAAUAUUUUUUUUUGUGCACUUGUUUUUAUUUGUUUAUACACCAUUACUAUAGGUCAUGUAACCAUGUGCCAAUUGUUUAACUGCAUUUAACUGCUAUUUGUCCCUCAUGGGCUUCUCAUCCUGUAUCCCAUUCAUUCUUUUUUUUUCCCAUUCCCUUUUACUGUGUACUUCCUUUCUCGUCUUCAUACUUUCUAUACCUCAUUUUGCCCGGCCAUCCUUGUACAUAGAGUUUUACUUUCAUCGUGGCGUGGGCGCCACGCUAGCCUGACCGAGCAUUGUAAACAUGUAAAUAUUAAUCCUAAAUAUCUAUCCGUUUCCACUUCUUCUCCUUCUAUCUGUAUAAAUCCUUUUGUGACUAGGCAACCUCAUGAACGAAAGAUGACGCACAUAGCUUGUGCGGCUGCCGAGGGCAGUCAUCAUUUCGUCUAGAUAGAGUUCACAUCACCGCUCCGUGUAAGACACACAACCAGUAAAAAGACAAGUUAA